AGGGGCGGGGCUAGCUCGCAGGCCGGAAGCGGCGCGGCGCCCGGCGCUGGCGGUGUUAAAAGCCCCGUCGCCGGCCUCGCCGCUCCCCUCCGUUCUCCCCCGGCGGCCAUGGACGCGCGAGCGCGCGCUAAGCGCUACGAGAAGCUUGACUUCUUGGGGGAGGGACAGUUUGCUACUGUCUAUAAAGCAAAGGAUAAGAACACCAACCGAAUCGUGGCUAUUAAAAAGAUUAAACUGGGACAUAGAUCAGAAGCUAAAGAUGGAAUCAACAGAACAGCCCUCAGAGAGAUAAAAUUGUUACAGGAGCUAAGCCAUCCAAAUAUUAUUGGUCUUCUAGAUGCAUUUGGACACAAGUCCAAUAUUAGUUUGGUGUUUGAUUUUAUGGAAACGGAUCUUGAGGUUAUUAUAAAGGAUACUAGCAUUGUGUUGACGCAAUCUCACAUCAAGGCAUAUAUGCUGAUGACACUUCAAGGAUUAGAAUAUUUACAUCAGCACUGGAUUCUACACAGGGAUCUUAAACCAAAUAAUUUGUUGUUAGAUGAAAAUGGCGUUUUAAAAUUGGCUGACUUUGGCUUGGCAAAAUCUUUUGGAAGCCCAAAUAGAGUUUAUACACAUCAGGUAGUAACAAGGUGGUACCGAGCCCCAGAACUAUUGUUUGGUGCUAGAAUGUAUGGUGUUGGUGUCGAUAUGUGGGCUGUUGGUUGUAUUUUAGCUGAAUUGCUCCUCCGGGUUCCUUUUUUGCCCGGAGACUCUGAUCUUGACCAGCUGACAAGGAUAUUUGAAACACUGGGCACUCCAACAGAAGAACAGUGGCCUGGGAUGACGAGUCUUCCAGAUUAUGUCACAUUUAAGUCUUUCCCUGGAAUGCCACUUCAACAUAUCUUCAGUGCAGCUGGUGAUGAUUUGCUCAGUCUUCUGCAAGGCUUAUUCACAUUUAAUCCUUGCACUAGGGUUACGGCUACUCAGGCAUUGAAACAGAACUAUUUCAGUAACCGACCAGGACCCACUCCAGGAAAUCAGCUGCCAAGACCCAACUGUCCUGCAGAAGCUGUGAAGGAGCAACAAAAUGCACUUAUAAAUCUAAAAAGGAAAAGAACAGAAGGAAUAGAUCAAGGAUUACCAAAAAAAUUGAUUUUUUGAUUGCUAUGGAUGAAAAUGGGUGAAAGCGGCCUGAGUCCCAACCAUUGAAAAAACAUUGUAAUGGUCACUGGAUGGUUAUUUUGUAAUAUUUUCAUAUGUAAAGUAUGCAUUUAAUAUUUCCUUACUGAAAGAGAUAUCAUUAUCCUUACUUCUGUUUUUAAAUAAAAGCAUUGUUAAGCAAAACAAGAAGAUUGCUUUCUCUGAUUUGCUGUCUUGUUACUUUGACUCAUGCUUUGAAUUAGUAACUGUCAAACCUGCUUGCUGGCUAUAGAUUUACACAGGCUAAUUUUGCAGAACCUUUAUACAAAUAACACCCUUCUCACCUGGAGCUUAGAUGUACAUAUGAUUGUCUAUCAGCCCUAUAAUAAAUACUGGGAAGUAUUUAUGUAAGGGAAGGGCAGGAUGCUUUUUUGUUCCAGAAGACUUUGAGGCUUACAGAGGAAGAGCAACUAUGUUCUUGCUCCUGUGUUACUUCAUUUUACUUCUGCCUUGAGCCAACGUGAAGUAUGCUGGUCUUGUAAGGGACAACUGUUAAUAGUCUCCCAAUACCCUACUGUGUUCUGUAUUGGUUGUUGGCAGUUGAAAAUUAAACUUAAACUUCCUACUAGGAUCUAUUUAACAAUGUAGAGAAAAUGUUUAUCAAAUAACAUCGGUUACAGCAGUGUUUACUGUCUGUGUAAUCAAACAUCAUCAUCCUGAAUGCAGGCUGGGGGAUUAAGAGAACUGCAGUCCUCCUUCUCACAGGCAUAUGUAUGAAAAUAUUUUAAUCUGAAUAGGGUAGAGAGAGUUAGGAGUACUGUAAACUUGUUUGCAUUGGACUUAUCUAGGGCAGCAUUCUGACUGGACUGCAAAGCUUGGAAACCUUCAGUCCCUAAAACUGAUACUGCAUUUUUCAAUGAGUAUCCUAACUAUUUUGUAUUAUACGUAGCGUUUGCAUGGCAGUGACAAUUUUGUCAGCUCUGCUUUGAGAGUAACACCAUUCCCUUCUUGUCACAUGCUGUGUGUGCCUAGAUGAUACCCUUCCCUGAAGGAAACCUUUCCCAGUGGGACAUGUAGCAAUCCUCUAAGCUUCUAUUGGCAAAAGUUGUAGAGUAGGUACUGAGUUAGAUGGGCGAUCAGUGUUUGAAUGUAUAGAGAAUGGUUACUGUGCUGUGUAAGAGUGGGAUUAAAGAGAGGAUAUUUUGUGACCAAGGUUACUGUCUUGUAUGCUUUGAGUUGUGUGUUUGCCACAGCAGAUGCUCAAAAAUAGCAGUGCCUCUACAUAAUACAAGUCCAGGAGAUGUUCCCUUCCAGCUCCCACACUGCAAUUCAUUUGGCAUACUGUGCACUGCAUGUAUGAUUGGGGUCUGUUCUAUACUGUGAGGGUAUACAGUAAGUUUUGUUUUCAGCUGAGUUCAUGAAGCUGCCUGUGUCAGGGACUAAAAUUGCCUUGCUCUUAAUGGUGGUGUUGUGCAUAGAUAAAGUGUAUGUACAUUACAGAGUAAGAUAAGAUUAGAAAAAGGAUUAGCACAAUAUUUUUUUCUUAAUCUCAGGCUUUUGGAUAGUUUGAUUUAACUUUUGUGACUUAGAUCAGAACUCUGGAAGGAAUAUUGGGGACUCCUGGUGAAUAUAACUUAAUAUGCAAUCAUACACAAUUAGUCAUCUAAAUACUGUUUAAUUUGUGACUUGGUUACCUUGUAAGCUUUAUAUCAUGCUAAUCAUGCUUCAGCUUUGGCAAUCUGUCUUUUAUCACACCAACUCACUGAAUAUACAGAUACUGCAAUCUGCUCGGCUUCUAUUCAGAACCACAACAAUCAAGGAUGGUUUGUCUUGAGCCUGCAAUGUGCAUGCUUGUGCAAAAUGGAACAUAAUCUAAAUGCCUUCUCUCUUGGGUUGAGAUAAUUUUUCUGCCCUUGCUGCUUUUUUAUCAUGAGUUACUGGUGUUUCUUCCUGAAAGGUUAGUACUCUUCUUUGUAAACUUGAUAGCUCUUACCUGAAGACUUCAU
Messenger RNA from Grus americana (Whooping crane), 3125 nucleotides. RefSeq names its product cyclin dependent kinase 7 (gene CDK7). Gene Ontology annotation, biological process: positive regulation of transcription by RNA polymerase II; protein phosphorylation. The transcript is spliced from 12 exons. Gene Ontology annotation, molecular function: ATP binding; cyclin-dependent protein serine/threonine kinase activity; RNA polymerase II CTD heptapeptide repeat kinase activity. Gene Ontology annotation, cellular component: cytoplasm; transcription factor TFIIK complex; transcription factor TFIIH holo complex. The record is from RefSeq and is a predicted model, not a curated record. Lineage: Eukaryota; Metazoa; Chordata; Aves; Gruiformes; Gruidae. Bases 109 to 1140 code for a protein of 343 amino acids.